UAGGAAAAAUAAGCUCUACAGUCGUAAAUUUUUCUUUAGCGAUAGGGGACAGUGCCACGAACAACACCCUAACAGGCAGUUGGGUGGCGAUGCGUUUUAAGUUCUCUUCUUUACGUUUCCCUUUAAUAACAUGUAAACCGCGGCUUCUAGUGAUAACGUGUCCCAGUGCAAAACUGAAGUACUGGGUGAUUAUAAUUAAAAUUAAACUUUCAAAACGCUGUAGAAAUAACACCACUGGUCAGAAUGGCGUCAAAUUGCAGCGGAGUGUUAUCGGAGAAGGGAGAAAAGAUGUUCCGGACUCUGAAGGGUGUGGAAAAAGGUGUUGGUCCGAUGACUGCCGUGGGUCUGGAGAAAAUGAUUCGGAAAUUCGAAAAGACGGGUUCUUUUGGUGUGCAACCUGGUAGAGGGAGGAAACGAAUUGAUUCUACGUUAGUGGAAGCAGUGGACACAGCAAUGCAGGAGCAGACGAGUGGUGGUGUGCAAACGUGUAGUGCACGGAGAACUGCCCGAACAUUGGACAUAUCCGCGAGCACGUCGUUCGUGUUUCGGGCAGCAUCUUCGUCGACUUCGGUGUACAGCAUCGCGCGUAUGUCAAGAGAUUUUGUGAAGAAGAUCAGCCACACCAUUAUCAUUUGCUUCCACUUCCAUUCCAGGAGUGAACUCAUUUUUUUGAGAUUUUUGUGACGCCUAGACAGCCAGUUGUUUGCCAAUUUGAAGACACUGAUAACAAGAAAUGGCGUUGAUAAUGAAAUUGUGGUAAUACCUUUGUCUAGGUAACGUAUUUAAGUGAUUAACAUGGUAAGAUCACCGGGUGAUGUAAGUGCGAAAUAAACCAUUGCAAAUGUGAA
This is a messenger RNA of Schistocerca nitens (vagrant locust), 848 nucleotides long. RefSeq lists its product as uncharacterized. The transcript has 3 exons. Lineage: Eukaryota; Metazoa; Arthropoda; Insecta; Orthoptera; Acrididae. Bases 244 to 684 code for a protein of 146 amino acids. The record is from RefSeq and is a predicted model, not a curated record.